AUGGCCACUCGUGCAUCAGCAGCAGCUCCUGCUGCAAGAAGGUGCAGCUACGUCGUGGCUCUCCUCUUUCUCAUCGCGCUCGCCGGCACCUCGUCGGCGCAGCUGUCCACGGGCUUCUACUCCUACUCCUGCCCCGGCGCCUACGGCGCCGUCAAGUCGGUGAUGCAGGCCGCCAUCGCCAAGGAGAAGCGCAUGGGCGCCUCCAUCCUUCGCCUCUUCUUCCACGACUGCUUUGUCCAAGUACGUCGUCGUGCUCACACCAUUGGGCUAGCACGUUGCACGAACUUCAGAGCCCACAUAUACAACGACACCGACAUCGACGCCGCCUUCGCAAAAACAAGGCAAUCAGGUUGCCCAAGCACCUCAGGUGCAGGUGACAACAACCUGGCACCAUUGGACCUUCAAACUCCGACCGUCUUCGAGAACAACUACUACAAGAACCUUCUUAGCAAGAAGGGCCUUCUACACUCUGACCAAGAGCUCUUCAACGGUGGCGCCACCGACGCGCUGGUCCAAUCCUAUGUUGGUUGCCAGAGCACGUUUUUCGCAGAUUUUGUGACGGGUAUGAUCAAGAUGGGUGACAUUACACCAUUGACGGGCUCCAACGGCCAGAUAAGGAAGAACUGCAGAAGAGUUAAUUAG
Miscanthus lutarioriparius is the source of this 642-nucleotide messenger RNA. The record is from the annotation of a GenBank genome assembly. NCBI's taxonomy places the organism in Eukaryota, Viridiplantae, Streptophyta, Magnoliopsida, Poales, Poaceae.